This is a messenger RNA of Eupeodes corollae, 2095 nucleotides long. RefSeq names its product neuropeptide CCHamide-1 receptor-like. The record is from RefSeq and is a predicted model, not a curated record. Gene Ontology annotation, biological process: G protein-coupled receptor signaling pathway. Gene Ontology annotation, cellular component: membrane. NCBI's taxonomy places the organism in Eukaryota, Metazoa, Arthropoda, Insecta, Diptera, Syrphidae. The transcript has 10 exons. The coding region runs from base 519 to 1862 and encodes 447 amino acids. Gene Ontology annotation, molecular function: G protein-coupled peptide receptor activity.
UUGUUAGAUCAAUGUUUGUGUUUGAAAGUCUUGUGUUUAUUUCUUUGAGUUCAUUUUUAAGCAAACUUAUGUCAUUAUCCGCCGCGGUCUGUUGUUUUUCGAGUUGCGCGAUUUUAGUGUUUAUUAAAUCAAUAGAUUUUUGAAGCUCAUCAAAUUUAUGGUCAAUUUUUUGCGUGAGGUCUUGGUGAUUUUCUUCAAUUUUAUUUGAGAGUUGUGAAAUAAUUAACUCACUUUGUUUUUUCAUAUUUUGGUUCAUUUUGUUAAAUAAGCUUUUAUCGUCCACGGCCAUUUUUUUACUCAGUUGGUAAGGAGAAUCAAUUGAUGUUCGAGAAUUACCGAGAAUGACACUUACAAGGCAUUCUGAAAAAUUGUAAUUAUUGAUAAUUCACAAUUCCAUUCAACAUAAAGAAAAUCAUGUUCUACAAACAAUUUUUGGAAAAGAAGAACAACUACAGUACGAGCAAAUUACAAACAUCCUGAAAACCCUAUCUAAGACGUUAACAAAGAGCGAAAAGGUAAUGAAGGACAUCCAGCACUAUGCUUUGGAUGCAUAUGGCACAAAUGGGACCUUCGCAUUCCUAGAACAUGCCACAACAGCAACGUUUGCUUUUCAAAAUGGAGUAAAACAAACAGCUAAGGACAAUGUUUCAGAAUUCUUUAUACAAAAUGCAACUUCAACAGAAAUACCAUUCGUACCGUAUGUGCACCGGCCUGAGACGUAUAUUGUACCGGUCUUGUUUGCCUUCAUCUUCAUUGUUGGUGUCCUGGGAAACGGGACACUUAUCGUGGUUUUUCUUGGCGUACGACAAAUGCGCAAUGUUCCUAACACAUAUAUACUUUCAUUGGCGCUAGCGGAUUUGCUGGUAAUUGUGACAACAGUCCCACUAACAUCAACAGUAUAUACAGUAGAUUCUUGGCCAUGGGGAAGUUUUCUUUGCACUCUGUCGGAAUUUAUAAAAGAUGUCUCAAUUGGUGUAUCUGUGUUCACAUUAACUGCUCUAUCAGGAGAUCGUUACUUUGCUAUAGUGGAUCCUUUGAGGAAAUUUCACGCGCAUGGUGGGGGAAAACGAGCUACGCGUAUGACCAUAUCAAUCGCUUUUUCCAUUUGGAUUCUCGCAGUUUUGUGUGGCUUACCAGCUUUAAUCAGCACAAGUGUUAAAAGGGUCAAUAUUAAUAGCAACAAAUCGUUUUCCUUGUGUUAUCCAUUUCCGGAUGAGUGGGGACCUGGUUACGCAAAACUUAUGGUACUUUUGAGAUUUUUGGUCUACUACGCUGUGCCAUUGAUAAUAAUUGGUAUAUUUUAUGUGCUGAUAGCCAGACAUUUAGUUUAUACAGCAAGUGUUCCUGGAGAAAUGCAAGGAGCUGUUAGACAGGUCCGUGCUCGAAAGAAAGUAGCUGUCACAGUUCUUGCAUUUGUGGUAAUAUUUGGUAUUUGCUUUUUGCCAUAUCAUGUGUUCAUGUUAUGGUUUUACUACUGGCCAACCUCGCAAAAUGACUACAAUUCGUUUUGGCAUGUGCUGAGAAUUCUUGGUUUUUGUUUAUCGUUUGCCAACAGUUGCGCAAAUCCUGUUGCAUUGUACUUUGUUAGUGGUGCAUUCCGAAAACACUUUAAUAGAUAUUUGUUUUGUCAAGGAUAUGCAGUGGGAAGGAAAAAACGGGCGGAUACUAUAGGUGCUCGAGAUACAUCACUAACAAGCACUGCUUCGAGGAGAUUUACAUCAAGACGGUCGUAUCAACAGAGUACAAUACAAAGAUUACAAGAUACAACAGUUACAACCAUGUUGCCAAAUUGUGUGAAUUUUCAUGAUGCGGAUGCGGGCUGUGGAUACAGCAACUCCAGAAGUGACAACAAUAUUAUAUGAAUAUCAAUUGUUUAAUUUAAUUUUGCAAAAAUAUAAAACAACCUGCAGUUCAAGAAUAAAAAGUACACAUUUCUAAAUAUAACUACAAUAAAAGAAUAAUAUAAUUGCAAUAAACGAAUAUAACUAGCAAGCGUUUAAAAAUGUUGACGUUUCAUUUUCCAUCAUGUAAAUUUUUGGAUACCUUACCUUUGUGUAUGUAUGUUUGUAAAUAAAGUAUUAGAUAUUCAAUUUAA